Messenger RNA from Canariomyces notabilis, 2051 nucleotides. Its product is annotated as glycoside hydrolase family 47 protein. Lineage: Eukaryota; Fungi; Ascomycota; Sordariomycetes; Sordariales; Chaetomiaceae. Gene Ontology annotation, cellular component: membrane; endoplasmic reticulum. The coding region runs from base 374 to 1963 and encodes 529 amino acids. Gene Ontology annotation, molecular function: calcium ion binding; mannosyl-oligosaccharide 1,2-alpha-mannosidase activity. Gene Ontology annotation, biological process: mannose trimming involved in glycoprotein ERAD pathway; carbohydrate metabolic process. The record is from RefSeq and is a predicted model, not a curated record. The transcript has 6 exons.
GUUCUUCAGCAAUGCAGCGUUCCUGCAAGAUCAAAGGAGCCAUGGCGCAGAGUCCACCUGCCCAUGGACAUGAGACCUUUCAUUUUUCGAUCCGCCCGCAUAAGGCGGCAUCUGUCGUCCGACUCAUUCCUUCUUGGCGUGGGCCGAAAUAGAUUAAUAUAAUUGUUUUCCCUUUUCCCACGGGGACUUCAGUCGGCCUGCAGUCGUUCGCGUCUGCUUGAGGAGAGCCCAGGUGAGCUUCACUCUCGGAUCACCGCGGUCCGCAUAAUAUAGACUAUUCCGUCAUUUGUUUUCCAUCGGUCUUAGUCUGGCGACGACUGCCAUACGUCAGGGUACCGUUCACUCGAAAAGCCAUCCUCAGCAACCGACGAUCAUGUACGUCCUCGGCCUUGGAGGGCUCAUUCUAGGAGUCUUGGACUUCGUGGCCGCAGCUCCUCAUAGACCUCGCGCCCCCCAAUAUGUUGUCAACCAGGAUCGUGCCGACGCAGUGAAACAGGCGUUCCAGACAUCAUGGGACGGGUACUACCUGUAUGCCUUUCCCCAUGAUUCUCUGCGGCCCGUGUCAGAUGGGUAUGCAGAUGACAGAAACGGGUGGGGGGCAAGCGCCGUCGACGCCCUCAGCACCGCGUUGGUUAUGGGAAACUGGCCCGUCGUAAGGCAGAUUCUGGAGUUCAUACCAGAAAUCAACUUUGACAACACAACUACUGAAGUCUCUCUGUUUGAGACAACCAUCCGGUAUCUCGGAGGGCUGCUGUCUGCCUACGACCUUCUUACCGGUCCUCUAGAUGGCCAGAUCAACGAGACAGUCCAAGUAGAAGCCAUCCUCAAGCAAGCCAAACGGCUUGCCGACAACCUCAAGGUAGCUUUCGAUACUCCCAGCGGUGUUCCAGAUAAUGGGCUCUUCUUUAAUCCGCCACGCAAAUCGGGCUCUACCACGAAUGGAAUUGCCACCAUAGGCACCUUGGUUCUGGAGUGGACACGGCUCAGUGACCUGACCGACGAUGUUGAGUAUGGGCGGCUGGCCCAGAAGGCCGAAUCAUAUCUCCUGCACCCGCAGCCUCCACUCGGAGAGCCCUUCCCGGGGCUUCUGGGGAGCGACGUCAACCUCACCACCGGGUUGUUCGUGAAUGGCAACGGCGGCUGGGGUGGUGGCACUGACAGCUUCUACGAGUAUCUUAUCAAAAUGUUCCUGUACGACCCUGACCGCUUCGGCGAGUAUCGCGACCGCUGGAUCACAGCAGCCGACUCAUCCAUCAAGUAUCUCGUGUCGCACCCUACCACCCGGCCCGAUCUCACCUUCCUCGCCAUGUGGCGCAACCAGACGCUUCAUUUCGUCUCCGAACACCUGGCCUGCUUCAACGGGGGCAAUUUCAUCCUGGGCGGCCUUGUUCUCGACGAGCCAUCCUACAUAGAGCUCGGCUUGGCCCUGACCGAGGGCUGCCGCGCCACGUACUCAUCCACGGCGACCAAGAUCGGGCCAGAGGCCUUUCGCUGGCAGGACCUCUCGCGCGCCCCGGAAGACGUGACGCACAACCCGCCGCCGCCGGCUGGGCAGCAACGCUUUUACGACGUCGCCGGCUUCUGGAUCACCAACGGCGGCUACGUCCUCCGUCCCGAGGUCAUCGAGAGCUAUUACUAUGCCUAUCGCGCCACCGGGGACCCGAAGUAUCAAGAGUGGGCGUGGGAGGCAUUUGUGGCCGUGAACGAGACGUGCAGGAUAGGAAGUGGGUAUUCCGGAGUGAGGGAUGUGAAUCAGCAAGGAGGAGGAGGUUUCUUUGAUUUCCAGGAGAGUUUCUGGUUUGCCGAAGUGCUGAAGUAUAGUUAUUUGAUCCACGCCGAGGACGCUCCCUGGCAGGUGAAGAGCGAUCACACGAAUCAGUUUGUGUAUAACACUGAGGCACACCCGGUCCGCUUGGCGAAAGGGCGUGAGGGUGGAAGAGCAAGGAGAUCAGGCAUUGUAUAGAAGCCCUAGCCGGGGAAGUGUCUUGAUGACGGGCCGGUAUACAUGUAAUGCAUCAACUAGUACCUAGUAUUCACUCAAUUGACGUGUU